Messenger RNA from Didymosphaeria variabile, 1113 nucleotides. RefSeq lists its product as uncharacterized. NCBI's taxonomy places the organism in Eukaryota, Fungi, Ascomycota, Dothideomycetes, Pleosporales, Didymosphaeriaceae. The record is from RefSeq and is a predicted model, not a curated record. The coding region runs from base 1 to 1113 and encodes 370 amino acids. The transcript is spliced from 3 exons.
AUGGCCAUUGUUAAAGGCUUCGGAUUAGACGACAAGCUCAUGGUAGUAACUCUCGCCUUCUUCACAGCAUACCUAGCCUGCCAGCUCGGCGGUGCAGCCCAUGGUACUGGCCAACACCGUUCAGCACUCACGGACGAACAAGCGCAAACUGCCCUACACUUUUGGUAUUUCUGCGAAAUAUUUUACACCAUAUCGACGUGUCUCUUAAAGUUGGCCGUCGGAUUCUUCUUGCUGCGCAUAACAGUGCACAAGUGGCACAUUUGGAUCAUCCGCUUGAUCAUGGCCGUUGCCGGUUUCUUAGGCAUCGGGUACACCGCAUUGGUCAUCUUCCAGUGCAAACCAAUCUCGUACUGGUGGGAUCUUGACCCUACCCAUGAGGGGAAAAUGCCUGGACGCCUCACUUACUGGACGUUUGGCAUCCUGCCCGUUCUUAUUGUCAAGGAUCUGCAAAUGAAGAAGCGCAUGAAGGUGGUUGUUUCUGGUGUCAUUGGGCUGGCAGCAAUCGGCUCUACUGCAACAAUCAUCCGCUUGCCUUACACAUCUACCCUCAAGCCAUACAAGGGCGAUUUCCUGUAUCGCACGACUGACUUCGCCAUCUGGACCACCGUCGAAGUCGGCAUCGGUAUCACAGCCGGUUGCAUCGCGUGUCUCAAACCCCUCGUCAAAUCCAGCUUCCUUUCUACUCGAUCAGGACAGAAAUCUACCGGGAACCCUUGGAGCAAAGGCACAGGAAGCAGGCUUGGAAGCAAGAUUGGUGGAACCAAUGGCAGGCAGACUCCCAUAGGAGGACUCGAAAUGAAGCCAGUCGUUGUUGCCAAGAACACUACGACAACUACGGUCACGGCUGGGAGGAGUAGUAGCGACUCAGACGAAAAAGAUCUCGUGAAUAACGGCAUGACGGUGGGAAGUUGGGAUAAUGCGAUCAGCAAAAGUGUGACCACUACGGUUGUGGAGGAGCGUAUGGAUGACCGUGCUGGUCGUGCAACACGCAGACCUGAGCCAAGCGAUAUCACCAUCCAGCGCAGACGAAAUGGUAGCCCGGGGGGAGAUAGUGGGUCGACCCUUCAUGACGACGAAAGACGAGGGCCAGUACGAGCAUAUGGAGCGUUUUAG